UGUGACACUGUGCAACACUUAGCUAUUAACGAUUAUAUGUAAACAGUGAAAAAAAUAUAUUCAGGUCCAAUUGGCCUGAAAAGCAUACGAAUCAGGAAAGGCAGUUCGCAAGUGCCAGAUAAUCCGGGCUUAAUCGAGAAUCUUGAGAAGUCGUCGAGUGUUAAAAGACACUGAACAUUCUGCGUCCAAAAGGGUGGAGACUGGACAAAGCCCACACAUACACACAUUUAUCGGGAGCAGCGCAGCUCGCUGAGUGAAGUGGAAAAUGUAUCCAAAGGAGUCCAAUGGCCGUAUUUGCGAGCAGAUAUGAACGGAAAUUGCCAAUUGACGACACCCAGGCGCUGAGCUGCGAGAUAACCGCCGUCCAGGAGGUCGCCGGACAUACGGAGUACCUGCUGCGCGUGUGGAGGGGCGCCAGCAACAAGGACUACUGGACCGUACUUCGCCGCUACAAUGACUUCGACCGGCUGGACAAAUCUCUUCGCGUCUCCGGCAUCGAUCUGCCGCUGCCUCGCAAGCGCAUCUUUGGUAACAUGCGCCCGGAGUUCGUAGCUGAACGGAAACAAGCCCUGCAAGUGUACAUAAACGCCGUACUAAUGAAUCCCAUACUGGCCUCCUCGUUGCCAGCCAAGCGCUUCGUAGAUCCCGAGAGUUACUCGCAGUCCUUUCACGACCAUGCCGUGCAGAAUGCCAUGCUCUGCUUGCGAAACGACACGACAUGGUCGCUGGGCGGAAGCAUGGGCGCCAUAGGUUGGCGCCUGCGAAAGCACUACUUCAAGGUGACCACCAAGCCGCCGGAGAAGAGCCACAACAAGCAGCUGGUCAAGAGUGGCUCCCAGACGCAUCAGAGCAAGCAUUUCGCCGCCGGGAGCAGCAAUGGCAGCGGUCACUCCAUCGAUGCGGGAACCCUGGAUCCCGGAGCCGAAGUGGUGGCCGAGUGGCUCGAAUACGGGCCGGACAAGUUCGUUGACGAGAAGGAAAUCGGUGGCAUAAUGAAGAGCCUGAUGGGCCUGCAGCACCCGCACAUCGAGCCUGUGCUCCUGGCCGCUCACACAGAAAACGGUUGCCUCGUCAUCAGGAAGUUUCAUAAGCACGGUACCCUAAAGGAUGUUUUGUGCAUGGCUGCGAAUCCAAAGAAUCCCUUUCUCAGCAAGUACGGAAAUCCGAAGGGGCGCACUGCCCUCUCAAUGAAACAAGUGGCCACAUACGGCAAGCAAAUCCUAGAGGCACUCAUAUUUUUGCAUUCCAAGGGCUAUGCAUAUGGUCACUUACACUCCGGAAACAUUGUAAUAGUGGACGAUUGUGUUAAGCUGCUGGACAUCGAAAACUUUUUGCUGGGCGUACCCGCCUUCUACCGGCCAUUUUUUAUGCAACAUAGCAAGAUUCAUGCCAUAGAAACUAUUGAUGUUUACUGUUUUGGCCAUAUUCUCUUUGAAAUGGCCAUGGGUUAUCCUCUGCAGGAAUCUGUUGUUCGCCAAAUUACUGAAUGUCCAGAGGCGUUAAAAUGCCUGUUGGAAAGCAUUCUCUCCAAGGAAGCUUGCAAAGCCGGCCUACCGACGCUGGAGCAACUGCUUGGUCACAGGUUCUUCACGCAGUAUGCUUCAACUGAGGGAGGAGGCGCCGCUGCCAACGCAGAGAAGCCGUAUUUCAAACUAUCCCUAAACGCCAAGGAGCUGCUUAAGCAGGCAGCAAUCAAGAGCGAGAAUCGACUACGAGACGAACAGAAGUCGGUGAAGAACCAGAAGCGUAUUGUGCGCGUCCAGGAACUGAUGAGCUCCGAGGAGGAGAAACGCAAGUCUAAGCAAAAAGCAAAACUAGAGCACAAACAGUCGAAGCUAAAGCAGCAAGGUUCAAUCCAAACGAACAAUGGACGCUUGUCGCUUGUGGCUGCGACUGCAGCAGCAGCUUCCUCCAGCACCGCGGUGGUUGGUGGGUUAUGUGGGGCCGACUCCUUCAACCGCUCCGACAGCACACCCGAGGAGCCCACAAUGGCCGGCAUCAAAUCCCCACCGCUCACUCCGGCGCCGCACUUGGGCGGCAUAUAUCAGCAGGAAUUGCCGGCGUCGCCCGGCGCACCGGUGGAACGGCAGUCGUCCACACCGAAUAUGCUGGCCGAGGAUACGGAGGGCGCCGAAGGCGACGAGCUGACCCGAUCCGCUCUGCUUGAGUCCAUCUGCAAGUUCAAUCGCGGUUCACUGCGCAAAGUGCGCUCCAACGACUAGCUGCGGUAUUAAAAGAUGAUUUAUAAACAUAACAAUUUUUGGACCAAAUGUGGCGUUAUGAAAUAACGGUGCCAUCAAAAAAUAACUCGAAACUAAUCGAAUUCCAAAAGCUACAUUUUUAGAGGCAUAUUGAAAAACAAACAGCAGAUCGAAGACACCGCUGAGCAUAGCAUAUAACACAAAACAAUCCAGCAAUUACUAUAUGUACUAACGAAACCCACUGAUUAUAAUUAUUGCAUCUUAUACGUGUCCACUAUACACUGCAUACGAUUUAUCGGCUAACAGAAAUGUGUCUAUUUAUGUAAACAAGUUACAAGUCACACAUUUGCGAGCAUACUCCCGGAUCGCAACUAAAGCUUUACCUAUGUGUCCACUACACGACUGAAACUAACUUUGGUACGAAUAUCUAAAUGAGGAAACAAAAAUCUAAAACAAGCAAGAAAAGACAAACGGAGAAAUUUAGUACUUUCCAAUAUUUACAUAAGUCUGCACCAAAAUUUGCACGAGACGGAUACGCUAUUCUUUUAUAAGGCCACUGGCCAAUAUAGUACAUGGAUGUUAGAUGUCUAAGAAAUUGUUCCUCGGUGUUGUGUUAUCUCCACCAACGCGUUUUUAUCGCCAAUUUUUAGUAGUUGUACUGCAGGUUUUGUAACCGAAUUUAAGUUUUUAUAUUUCGAAGAGCCACGAAUGUUUUAAAAACACUCAACUGUUCGUUAAAGUCUACAUCUACACAUACUCGGAGUCCUGGACUCAAAAUAGUUGAAGCAACAGACAAAGACAAGGAAAUGUGGCCAAGAAUUCGCACUGUUAUUGUUUUCUUUUUUAUAGACAAUUUAUUAGGUGUGUAUUUAACCGAAUCCGAAUUAUGUAUCGAGUAUAUUUGUAUUUGAAUAUGUGUAUAUAUAUGUAAUUGAUGUUUUAUGGCCACAAGAGCACUCAAAAAUAACGUAAAUAUCGUAAAUUUGUAUGUGUAUUAUCGUCUACUGACUGUGGGUAUAUGUUUAUUAUACUUUAAACCAGAGACCGAACCAAAAUGAUAACACAAAACGCGAAACAUAUUCCCCUCACAUAUUGCAAACCAAAUAAAGUGUAAACUAAUUGUCGUUGUAA
This is a messenger RNA of Drosophila rhopaloa, 3332 nucleotides long. Its product is annotated as PX domain-containing protein kinase-like protein. Gene Ontology annotation, cellular component: extrinsic component of endosome membrane; early endosome; late endosome. The transcript has 8 exons. Bases 285 to 2222 code for a protein of 645 amino acids. The record is from RefSeq and is a predicted model, not a curated record. Gene Ontology annotation, molecular function: ATP binding; phosphatidylinositol binding; protein kinase activity. Lineage: Eukaryota; Metazoa; Arthropoda; Insecta; Diptera; Drosophilidae. Gene Ontology annotation, biological process: protein phosphorylation; early endosome to late endosome transport; protein targeting to lysosome.